Abrus precatorius (Indian licorice) is the source of this 3925-nucleotide messenger RNA. RefSeq names its product pentatricopeptide repeat-containing protein At5g46100. Gene Ontology annotation, molecular function: protein binding. The record is from RefSeq and is a predicted model, not a curated record. The transcript is spliced from 2 exons. The coding region runs from base 436 to 1875 and encodes 479 amino acids. NCBI's taxonomy places the organism in Eukaryota, Viridiplantae, Streptophyta, Magnoliopsida, Fabales, Fabaceae.
AACAGUAAAAAGAAGAGGCGAAGAAGAAGGGGAAAAAAAAAAAAAAAAAAAAGAGCAGCGGGUUCACAACGUUUGAUUAUCCAAUUUUCUUUGCCUCUUUUGCCACUCUCUUCGCAACAAUGCUGCAAAUUACGAAUGUUCCACUCUAAAAAAUAAAGGUGAUAUUUUAUCCUUAUUGAUUUUUCGGAAAUCUUCCUAUAUUUCCGUUCAAAUUCUCGAAAACAUUUUAUUUUGAAUGGUUUCAAUUCAAUUAGUUAUCACGGCGCUUGGAGUUGACACUUCAUUGUUGGGGUGCAUCGUAUAGCCGUUCACCUUUUCGACGAAAUGCGUAAGAGUAAAAUAAACCCAAAUAUUGAAGCCUCCUCGUUGCAAGGAACUAGUAUUACAAGUUUCCAAAUUGCACCGUUUUUAAGCAUUGUAAUAUAGAUUGGGGUAAUGGGUAGUAAAACUUUGUUCAAGUGGCCCAAGCAAAUCACAAAUUCCGUAGUUGAGCACCUAAUACGAGUAGAAAAGGAUGUGCACAAAGCUCUCCUUUUGUUCGAUUCUGCAACGGCUGAAUAUAGCAAUGGGUUUCGUCAUGAUCACAAAACUUUUGGUCUCAUGAUCUCUAGGUUAGUCACUGUGAACCAGUUUAGGUCUGCAGAAGGGAUGCUUGAGAGAAUGAAGCAAGAAAAUUGUAUGGUUACAGAGGAUAUAUUUUUAACUAUAUGUAGGGGUUAUGGACGCGUGCAUAGGCCACUUGAUGCCAUCAGAGUGUUCCACAAGAUGGAAGACUUUCAGCUUAAUCCUACUCAAAAGGCUUACUUUACAAUACUUGAUAUUCUUGUGGAGGAAAACCAUGUAAAGAGGGCUGUUGGGUUUUACAAGGAGAUGAGAGAAAUGGGCAUUCCACCUAGUGUUGUUUCCCUCAAUAUUUUGAUCAAGGCCCUCUGCAAAAACAAGGAAACUGUUGAUUCUGCCUUACGGAUGUUUCGGGAAAUGCCCAACCGUGGAUGCCUGCCAGAUUCGUAUACGUAUGGUACAUUGAUUAAUGGGCUGUGUAGACUUGGUAGAAUCACCGAGGCAGAAGAGCUAUUUAAGGAGAUGGAGCAGAAAGGUUUUUCAGCUUCUGUUGUUACCUAUACUAGUUUGAUACAUGGCAUGUGUCAGUCUAAUAAUUUGGAUGAAGCUAUAAGAUUGCUUGAAGAGAUGAAAAAAAAUGGCAUUGAGCCAAAUGUUUUUACUUAUAGUUCUCUAAUGGAUGGUUUAUGUAAAGGUGGUCAUUCAUCACAAGCAAUGGAGUUGUUGGAAGUGAUGGUCAGAAAGCACCAUUUGCCUAACAUGGUCACUUAUAGUACUUUAAUCAAUGGACUGUGUAAAGAGGGAAAGCUUAAUAAGGCUGUGGAGAUUCUUGACAGGAUGAGGCUUCAAGGGUUGAAACCAAAUGCAGGGUUGUAUGGGAAAAUCAUUAGGGGCUUCUGUGCUGCAGGCAGCUAUCAAGAAGCUGCAAACUUCAUUGAUGAGAUGGUGCUUGGUGGUAUCUCUCCAAAUCGAGCAAGUUGGAGCCUUCAUGUUAGCAUGCAUAAUAUGGUGGUCCAAGGCCUUUGUAAUAAUAUUGAUUCACCUCGCGCAUUUCAUUUGUAUCUAAGUAUGCGUACUAGGGGUAUCUCUAUUAAAAUUGGCACUUUUGACUGUUUAAUCAAAUGUUUUUGUAAGAGAGGAGACCUGCACAAAGCUGCUCGAAUUCUUGAUGAAAUGGUAUUAGAUGGCUGCAUUCCAGAUGAGGGAAUAUGGAGUGUAGUAAUGGGUGGACUUUGGGAUCGAAAAAAAGUGAGAGAAGCCACUGAACUACUGCUGGAUGAGCUGAAGCAGAAGUUUGUUGAAGCUGAAAGUUAAGUUUUGAGGGUCUACAGAGAUUGACCAAACAUGUGCAGCCUUUUCAAUUCAUGGUCUCACUUCCUCAUCUCAAAUGGUUGUCUCUUGAUCAGUGUCUCUCUGGUCUAAUGUUUAAAGCUUAAAAUUGAGGAAGUAAAUAUGCUGCUCGGAAGAUUUACAAAUAAGCUUACCCUGGCCCCAAUUUUUAUAUUUCACAUAACCUCACUCUCUUUUUUGGGGACACUGCCUUGGUUUUAUCCCAAUCGGAUGUGAAACUUCAAUGCGGAACACGUUUGUUGGAAAAAAUUUUCCGGAGUCCUGGUAAACUCAGGUAAUUGCAAAAUCAUUUGUUUGAUCAAACUCAUACCUUCUGGUUGAAGUUUUUUGUCAAUUCCUAGAAAACUUGUUGCUCAGUCCGUUUCAGUAAUUUUGGAAAAUUCAAGCAUUCCUCAGUUUUCUGAUAGUGUAAUUGCUAACAUUUUAGUUGACAUUCUUAAUAUGCAGAUUGCAUUUUACAUGGCCCGACACAUAUGGGAUUUAAUUUAUUAUCAUUUUGUUUAAUGUUGGAAUCACAUUAUGAACUUAUGUCAGAUAAAAGGGGAACACCAGAAUUUUUAUUUUUAAUUUUGUGGAAAAAACUUAGGAUGAGGGGAUCUUAUCCAAAUCUAAGGUUGGGAAAACUUUUGAGUUCAGAAAGUAAUUAUAAAAAACUUACAUUUGAGAGAAAUUUACAUGAGUUACUGUUAUUAUUAACUCAUGGGUAAAUGAGUGUUUUUUAUUACUUUAACUUGUUUAAUAAUCACUCUUGAAAUUGACUAAACAUUUCAAGUUUUUCUGGUUGUAUACUUUUUAGUCUUAAGUUGUGGUCUUUGUUAUUGGAUAUAUAUAAAAAAAGACAAGUCGUUUGAGGUGAGAUUCAAUUCGUUGACGAGUUGCUCAAGCAAUCAAUUCCCCAUUAGAAAAAAAAAAAAAAACCUUGGCGUAAAAUAUAUCUUGCGUGAUCAAGAGUGUGCUUAUAAAUUCUAACUAACGAAUUGAUAGAGAAGACUUCCCCAUGCUAGGUUUAAUCCAGGUUUAAAUGCAUUAAACGAAAAUAUUGAAAAACAACCUUUAAAUCGAAUAAUAUACAAUUUAAAUAAUGUAUUGGAUAUAUAAAUAUGUUCAAAACACAAGAAUUCGUUAUUGAAACCGGUAACAACGAUGAAUAUUAAUAGAACUGGAACAUUAAUUUGUUGAGAGGGGGAAGCCAAUUCCAUGUCUCUGUGUAGGAAAUGCAACAAAGAACAUGCUGCCAAAAACGCCAAUGGCUACUGGCAAUGCUGUGAGGAUUUCCUGUGUCUCAUUUGAAGGUGCUGGAAAGAAGCAAUUCACCACAUUCUGAUCAAAAAGUGCAAUUGCUGCAAACACCAAAACUGACAUCACUGCAUGCAUGAAAUCUAUAAACCUCAGGCGAUACUUUGCAGCAAGUUGAGAUGGAAGGGUAGUUGAUCCAUCAAUGACCCACAAGCCCCUGAGGGUAGCAAACCCAUAACAGAUAUUCCCCUUGUUGUCUCUGAAGCUAUCAGUGAAACAUAACAAAAAGCAUGAGGCACCACAGAGAGCCACAAGUGAAGCAGUCAUGACCUUGCUGACAGAGUCACAGGUGCCAAUGUUUGUGAAGAUUGGUGACAGAAGUUGAAAUGCAAGGACUGUGCCAGUUGGUAAAAGGUUGGCCAAAUGGGCUGUGCUCUGAAAUGUCUGGCUGAUGGCUUUCUGAAUCAGGUUCCUCUCUGCUUCUGGCACCUCAGUGUUUCGCAGAAGAGGGAGAGUUUCUUCAUCAUGGUUCCUAGAAUCAUCCGUUUCUAAUGUGAUGUCCAUGGCUUGUACAACAACCUUUUAGCUGCCUCUGAUGUUAUUGUUUUUAUUACCUUUGUGUAUGCUGCAUAGGUUGUGUAGAAAAGGUAUAUCUAUAUAGGUUAGCAAAUUUGAGUGGUGCCAAAGGGAGGGAGGGAAAGGAAAGGAAGAGAAGGGAAGCGAUGUUUUGUCAUUACUUGCAAGAAACACAUACUCAAAACUUGAUAAACCCACUUUC